This is a messenger RNA of Rotaria sordida, 945 nucleotides long. The record is from the annotation of a GenBank genome assembly. NCBI's taxonomy places the organism in Eukaryota, Metazoa, Rotifera, Eurotatoria, Philodinida, Philodinidae.
AUGUGUACGAAUGAUAUUCUUCUUGCAGCUGCUCUUGAUUCAAGUAAUGUGCCUCCUGCAAAAUCAUUCAUUGAUAACUGCUGUACGAAUAAUGUCGAAUUUACCCAAACUUAUGAUGAAAAUAUUUAUGAUAAUGGAGUUAUACCUUCUAAACAUUUAGUCAUAAUAUGUUGUAUGGAUGCACGCUUAGAUAUAUUUCGUAUGCUAGGACUACAACCAGGUGAAGCACACAUCAUUCGAAAUGGUGGUGGUCGUAUUCGUGAUGCUGUUCGUUCACUUAUUUGUAGUCAAACGUUAUUUCAAACAAAAGAAUUAAUGAUUAUUCAUCAUACUGAUUGUGGUUUUACUUAUUUUUCAAGCAAUGAUCAAAUAUUGGCAUCACUCAUGGUGCAAACAGGAACACUAAAAAGUAAUUUAAUUCUCCCCCGAUCAAGGUAUCAAUUUGAUAAAUCUGAUUUUAUGCCAGUUGUUGACAUCGAACAAUCAAUUCGUGAUGAUCUUGCUGAAUAUAAGCAAUAUCCAAUGUUGAAUCAGAAUAUAAUUCGUCGUCAAUCGUUGACAUUAGAUAUUUCACCAAUUGGUACGACUCAAAUAGGAGUUCGCUCGUCAAGUAAAAUUCGUCCUUUGAAUGACGAUAAGUUUUCAUCUGCUACAACUUUUGAUCAUCAUUCGCUUCCACGUGAAAGAUCAACUAAACGAUCAUCUAUUGUAACACAUUCUCUUAACCUCUCACAGCCAUAUCAACAACAUCAUCGACAAGUUCGUCAACUUCCUCAACCUCGUCAACCUCGGCAACCUCCUCAACCUCGUCAAGCUCGUCAAGCUCGUCAACUUCUUCAAGCUCGUCAACUUCUUCAAGCUCGUCAACUUCCUCAAGCUCGUCAAGCUCGUCAACCUCCUCAACAAGUACGACGACUUCAAGGAUAUGUGAUUUUUCAUGUCUGA